Molecule: messenger RNA, 13003 nt
Organism: Xyrichtys novacula (pearly razorfish)
Lineage: Eukaryota; Metazoa; Chordata; Actinopteri; Labriformes; Labridae
Source: the annotation of a GenBank genome assembly
GGCUAUUCUGGCCUGGCUGCACAUUUCGGUUGCUGCUGUGUUGUUGUGUAGCUAUCAAAAACAUCAAAUCAUGCCCGGUGAGACAGCCGAUCAAAUAAUGUCUUUACCGUGAACACAGGCCCUCAAAGUUAUCUUUCUAAACGUGUGUGCAGACUGAUACUGUAGCUCUCCGUGUGAGUAGUAUCUUAUUUUUAAACGGGGUUCAGGGAAGUCUUGUUGUGCUGAGCCGAGGCCUUGUCGCAAACCUGACCACUCGCAAAGUCUCAAAUAACCGUCCGGGAUUUGAUGUUGAAGUCGUCCGGGUUUUGGGGUCAAUUUGAGGGUUUCUCCGUCGGAAGAUGGACACUGAUAAAUUCAACUAUGUUUACAGCUGUGACCUGGAUAUCAACGUUCAACUUAAGAUGUAAGUUUUGGACUUAAUGCUCGGCUUUUUUGGUCAAGCGGUGUAACUAAUCUAUCUUGUGACUUAACAGGAUGCUCGGUGUGUUUGCUGUGUGUGCGUGCGUGCGUGUGUGUGUGUUUAAACGACGUGCGUGUUUUCUUAUUUUCAAUUUUCUGACUUUAUGUGUCAAUUUUGUCACAACAUGCAAUUGCGCAACAUUUCAAUUUAUCAUAAACGUAGAUAUGCUGGGUAAUGGCAUAACUCCACUGGAUUAACUCAGUAGAGUUCAUCGUGCCGGAGCACUCUGUCGAUUAAUCGGUUAGUUCGACUCUUAGUGAACAAUUGAAAUACACGAUUUAUCCUCCAUGAAACGAAAAUAUAGGAGUUCGGUCUGUUUUUCUGAGGUUUUGACAGAAAUAUGAACAUUUUGUUCAAAUAAUUGUCACCUGUCAGGCCAUGCUAAUAAAACUAUGAGUUGUAGAGGCUUCAUCAACAUUGAAUCAGAGCUGUUGUAUUGGGUUAUAUUAGAUUGCCCACAAUGUUUUGACAGGUUAGUGUAUGGUCAAUAUUUUUAUUUCAGGCAUCUGUGGGGUUUUUUCUUUUGGGGCGUAGAUGCUUUGUCCACAGGGGUUAAAACUGACCAAGUUCCUCACAACUUCAAGAAUUUAAAAUUUAGAUUUGAUACUGAUCAUAUCUUAAUUUGUAUUAAAGGGAUAUUGCGGCGUAAAAUUAAGUUGGGGUCAAACACACAGUAGCAGCGAGUUACACACCCCGUUGAGGGAUGAAUGUUGCCGACUGCUUGCUUCUCUAGUUAUACCAACUUUAGUAACGACCGCAGGAUAGCAAUACACAGCAGUCUGAGGAGCCAUAAACAAACCUCAACCAAAACGCCACUCUAUAGCCACAAAUAAUGCUCAGAACAGCACCUAACUUCAUCAACAGUCCCAGCAAUAGUACUAGCCACCAAACAUCUUUUUAGCUUUGCCUAAUUUCUUUAGCGAAGCGACUUUACACAACUCACCUACUCUCUUCCAGCAGCUGCUUGUUUGUACGGAGACCUCCGGGCUAGUCCAUCGACUACAGUGGGGUGACACAGCUCAAGGAAGAACAUUUAUGAUCAUUUCUUUAUCAUUUCCUUGAAGUAAUAAUCAUCAUGUUAAUCAUUUUGCACUGCAGAUGCAGUAGUUCUUCUGCCUUAGCAUCUCUGUCUGAUUGCAUUUCCAUAAAGUAAUGAUCAGAAAUGUUCUUCCUUGAGCUGCGUCACCCCGUUAAGCGCGUGGCUCUCUUUAUUGCUGUCAUGCGGCCGUUACUAAAGUUGGUAUCAAUAGAGACGCAAGUGGUCAGCAACAUUCAUCUCUUAAUGGGGUGUCUAACUCGGUGUUACGGUGUGUUUGACCCUAACUUAAUUUUACCCCGGAAUAUCCCUUAAACAAAAAAUAACUAUGACACAGUAAAAAUUAGAACUCUAAAUGUGAUUAAAAUGACUGGAAAGAAUCCUGUUUUAAUGUGUCAGAGCUAAAUGUGAAGAAAUGUUGCUGUUGUGCAAUGUUGUGCAACUCUACAAGUGGUGCCCCAUCUAUCAGUGUAGUACAGUACUGAGAUAAUGGAGGUUGUGGAGUUGAAGUCUUCUCUGCUUAACAAACAAUGUGCUAAGUCUACUUUUUUAAAUUCCCAAAAAUUAUUACAGAUAAAUUUGUUAACAGUUCGUUUUAAAUGUGUCUUUGUAUGUAAAACACCACCUGAUAUGAAAGAUGGUAUUGGAGAAAGAGAGCAACCAUCUUUGGAAAAGUUUACAGAUGUUUACUUUCUGGGGAGAGGACGAGUCAGACUGGUCGUAAUAAUUUCAGUUGACAACAUUUUGUUUACUUUGCAUCUUCUCUCCUGUUACAGAGGCAGUUUAGAAGGAAAGCGGGAGCAGAAGAGCUACAAAGCUUUGCUGGAGGACCCCAUGCUGCGGUUCUCUGGCCUCUACCAGGAGAACUGCUCGGACCUCUACGUUACCUGUCAGGUGUUUGCGGAAGGGAAACCUCUCGCCCUGCCUGUUCGCACUUCAUAUAAAGCUUUCAGCACACGAUGGAAGUGAGUAAAACGCUGUCUCAGUUUGACCCAUUUAGUGUUCUUUCAAACUGAAUCUUACACUCUCUUCAUUCUCCUCCCCUGUUGUCCUCUACAGCUGGAACGAGUGGCUGCGGCUGCCUGUCAAGUACCCAGACCUUCCCCAAAGUGCUCAGGUAGCUCUCACAGUGUGGGACAUCUAUGGUCCCGGCAGAGCUGUUCCAGUCGGGGGCACCACAGUUACCCUGUUUGGCAAAUACGGGUAAACUUCACUUAUAGUUUGCAUUCAUAUCUGAGUAUGAAUCUGAUAGAAAUGUGUCCAAAACAGUUAUGAAACACUUUCUCUUGACCUCCUCCAGUAUGUUCCGGCAAGGCAUGCAUGACCUCAAAGUUUGGCCGGGUGUGGAGGGCGAUGGAGGGGAGCCCACCACCACACCAGGACGCACAAGCAGCAGUCUGACAGAGGACCAGAUGGGCAGACUGGCCAAGGUACAACACUGCGUAUGUUGGAAAGACAGAGAGAAAGAGAGAGAGGGAGAGUUGUGUUGCGGUAGGAUUGGAGAAAAACAGAGUAGAGAUGGGGAGGGUAAAGAUGUGGAGGCAUUCUGUGUGUUGGAAAAGACGAGAAACUUCCCGAUACAUGCCUAAAACAUCAUCUGUUCCAGGGCCCUGACCUGGAGGUACUCAGUGAUGUGAGUACAAGUGGAGGGGUCAAUGUUGGCAAUGCAGAACAUGUGUGUGUGUGUCUGUGAGAAGUGACUUGGUCCAAAUGUAUUUGUAGAUCAAUAAUAUCAGCAUCUUUUUUUACCCCUUUAAAUAAAGAUUUCCAUGUUUACAUUCAAUUACAAUAUGAAUAUUUUGUAUAUUAAACUCCUCAACUCUUUAUGUUGCCCUACAUUUACACGUACAUUUGGACUCAGGUGUUGGUGUGAACACUGUCUUUCAGGGUGUACGGCUGCGUUCUUGAAAGCAUCACACACACGACUUUUUCAGUUUUCCGCUGUCGCCAUACGACGGUUUAUUUAGUGGAAGUCUGCGCAUGUUUAUUUCAGGUGUAUGUUGACCAGAGGUGGGGGAAAGUCCUUAUGUUGCAAGUCCAAGUUGAGUCUCAAAAGUCUCAAGUCAAGUCCAAGUCCUGAACUUUUCUUUCAAGUCAAAAACAAGUCAUAUUAAAGCCAUAAACCAUUUGUUAUAUGUAAAGAUUUACAUAAUUCAUGAGUAUUUUUCACUAUUUGCAUUCAUUAUUAAACAAGGGUUCUUGUUUGUGUUAAGUUACAUAGUGCAGCUUUAACCAAACUAUUUUACAUGUCAUACAAAAAAUAAUCAGAUAAACUUCAAUAAUUGGAAACUUAGACAAUGUGCACAAAAAUAAGGAAGACUCAAAUACAAUUAAACAUUAAACUGAUACUCUAAUUCACUGUUCCAAAACAAAACAAAAGAGAGACACAAGGCAACACGUGGAAACAGGCGGGCAAUACUAGCGAGCGAUUUAUGUUCAGUCCUCCCGGUGUUGUCGUUAUGAGGGAGGCUAGAGUUUGAGACAGUGUUGCCAAGUUGCGUGAGAGAAUUAAGGAAACAGACCUCCAGAAACAAGACAAAAACAAGCGAAUUUUUUUGCGGGAAAUAAGCAGACUUGGCAACACAACAAGGUGUUACCAACGGCCGUAAUUCCUGACUAUUAGUUGAUGCAACACUUUUUAAACGGUUUGGGCUUGCUGUAAGGUAAUAAGUGACUUGAAAAGACUUGACUUGACUUUUCAAGUCACUGGGCUCAAGUCAAGUCAAGUCUCAAGUCUUUAGCAAUCAAGUCCCAAGCGUGUCCAAGUCAUUUCUUGAUUUCAUCAAGCAAGUCAAAAACGGGACUCAAGUCCAAGUCGAGUCUCGAGUCGAGUCGUCAAGCCCCCACCUCUGAUGUUGACAGAGAAACACUUUUUCUAACUUGUUGAAGACUUCAGGGAGGUCCUGUCAUUUUGACCUCACUUUAACUGUAAACAUUAGGUCACAUCGAGGUUUCAUUCUGUCUUACUUGAGCAGUGUGAACCUAAACCAGUAGUUUUCAAAAAAACAUUGUCAUUAUGCAGGUAUGUCAUAAGUUCAUGCUUUGUUGAGUUUGUUCCUUAAAAAGAAGAAGUGGUUAUUGUUGAUGGACAUCGAUGUGUCAUCACAGCAGACUGUGUUCUGCCUGUUUUUGCUCUCCAUACGUCUCUGAUACAUAAUAAGUCAAUACCAUGACCUGAAACGUACUAUAAACAGUACCCAGAACUCUUCCCUUACUAAAAUCUGGACCCCUGCUUGUGUGCCGGUUCUGUGUUCUGAUGUAGACUCUGUAAACCGGGUUGCAGUGGACAUAACAGAGGUUUUUUUCCAGGCUGUUACCACUUCAUAUGUUGUUUUUAAGAGUGAGUACUAACUCUAACCAGCUGAGUUUUCGGGCUUCCUGUUCCUGGCCAAUUGUGUGCUUACAUUCCUGACACCCACACUGACUGAUGAAUGGAUUGGCUGGUGUGUGAGCGAUGACGCUGGAUUGGCUGCCGCCACUGGAUUUGUGCAUGAUUGGUCGAGCUGUUUGCGCCUCAGCCACCCUGCUGUGACAGAUUCUCAACCUCUGUAUUUUGUAUUUUAUAAACUUAUUUUUCUUGUUCCCCUUCCCUCUCUCUCUUCCCUCUCUCUCUCUCUCUCUCUCUCUCUCUUUCUCUCUUUUCUCUCUGUGAAGCUGACAAAAGCCCAUCGACAGGGCCACAUGGUGAAGGUGGACUGGCUGGACCGUCUAACCUUCAGGGAGAUCGAGAUGAUCAAUGAGGUGAGAUGGGUUACCUGUCCGUAAUACCUCAACAGAAGUUCAGUGAAUCAAUCGGUACUGUAGCCUGAUUGCCAGUAAUUGCAGAUGAAUUGCAAAUGUUCUUUGUUUGUUUCUGCAGAGUGAGAAGCGCAGCUCGAACUUCAUGUACCUCAUGGUUGAGUUUCCCCGUGUCAAAACCAACGACAAAGAGUACAGCAUCGUCUAUUAUGAGAAGGUAUUCCUACUUUUGAAAUGACAUUGUCCAUUUGUUAGUAUUUCAGAAAUGUUCGUGCUCACUGAUUGGCUUAUUUCCCCCUCGUCUACGCUCAGGAUGGAGACGAUGCGUCACCUGUCCUCACCAGCUGUGACAUUGUCAAAGUUCCUGAUCCACAGAUGGGGAUGGUGAGAGGACGCUCACAUUCACAUGCCUGCACAAGUUAAUUAGGAUUAUCUGAUUUUGAAGUCCAUGUAAUUAUAAGCUGACGGUGUUUUCCAAUUCAUGGCGUCUUUACAGGAGAAUCUGGUCGAGAGUAAGCAUCACAAACUGGCUCGUAGCCUCCGCAGCGGACCCUCAGAUCAUGACCUGAAACCCAAUGCCGCCACACGGGACCAGCUCAACGUAAGUAACCAGGGGUCAAACUUUUUAAAUAGAUAACAUGAACAAAUCUUAACAGUAGGUGUGUACAUUUAUCCAUACAAGACGGAGCCUGAAAUACACAAUAGUAGAAGCUGUUAGCUGUGCAUCAGCGGACUACAGCGGAGUUUCGCAGCUCAAGGAAGAACAUUUAUGAUCAGUUCUUCAUGGAAAUGCAAUCAGACUGAGAAGCUGAGGCAGAUGAACUACUGUGUCUGCAGAGCAAAAUGAUUAAUAUGGUGAUUAUUACUUCAAGGAAAUGAUAAAGAAAUGAUCAUAAAUGUUCUUCCUUGAGCUGCGAAACUCCGCUGUAGUCCAUAAUGGACUGGCCUGAAGUCUCGCUACAAACAAGCGGCUGCUGGAAGAGAGUAGGUGAGUUGUGUUUAAUCUCUUUGCUGAAGAAAUUAGGCAAAGUUAAAAAGAUGUUUGGUGGCUGGUACUAUGGCUGGGACCCUAUAUGUCCUGUUGAUGAAGUUAGGUGCUGUUCUGAGCAUUAUUUGUGUCUAUAGUGGCGUUUUGGUUGAGGUUUGCGCGUGACUCCUGGGACCAUUGUGUAUUGCUAUCGUGCGGUCGUUACUAAAGUUGGUAAAACUAGAGGUAUAACUUAAUUUUACGCCGGAAUAUCCCUUUAAGCACUGACUGUGACUUUGAUGAAAUAAUGUUUUCAAACAUCUUUACAAAAAGCUAAAUGUAGAUGGGACUUAGUAGCACUUGUUUAUAAUAGUCGGCACAGUUACUGUGAUGCUGAUGAGCUAAGGCUUUGACUGUCAUCAAACCUGUGAAGUAUGGAGCUGACUUCAAACCUUGUUGUCUUUGUUUAACAGAUCAUCGUGAGCUACCCUCCAACCAAGCAGCUGAGCUCUGAGGAGCAGGACCUGGUGUGGAAGUUCAGGUACUACCUCACCACACAGGAAAAGGUAAGCGUUUGUUACUCUCAACCAUCAGAGCUACAAUCCGUCUCGCUCUUGUGUUGAGUGCCUCAUCUUCCACCCUUCUUGCUCACAGGCUCUGACAAAGUUCCUCAAGUGUGUGAACUGGGAUUUGCCGCAAGAGGCCAAGCAGGCACUGGAGCUGCUGGGGAAGUGGAGGCCGAUGGACGUGGAGGACUCUUUGGAGCUGCUGUCCUCCCAGUUCACCAACCCAACCGUCAGACGCUACGCCGUCGCACGCCUGCAGCAGGCGGACGACGAGGUAGGCUGGGAAGAGUGGUGAAUGGUUGAAGAUGGAUGAUAGUUUUAGUAUAAGCAGUUGGGAUGUUUCUGAUGAGUCAACAGAAUUCAGAGAAACGUUUUCAUUUUGGUACGAUUAUAAUUCUUCCAUCUCCUCUCUCCAGGACCUGCUGAUGUAUCUCCUCCAGCUGGUCCAGGCGCUCAAGUACGAGAACUUCAGUGACAUCCAAGGAGGCCUGGAGCCCGGCAGCAAAAGAGAUGGCCAGGGACUUUCAGAUGACUCUGCACUGGACGGGUCAGUGUUUAGACGAGCGGCUCCAACAGCUACUCCGGCUGUGGAUCAUAAAUAAGUCAACACUACCGGCAGCUUUGACUGAAGCUCUUGUUGUUUUUUACCGCUCGGAUCUAAAUUUAUCUGAAAUUCUUGCUGCUUGGAGGGUUUGAUUAUUUGUCUUACUUGCCGGCCGUUACGAACUCUUAGGGUGUUGUGAUUUUAUUGGCUUCAGUUUGUGCAGCUGCAGCCAAAAUCUGGACGCAGAGCUCAAACCGAUCUUCCGAAUACAGGGUGGCUGGAGUUAAAGUAAAAGUUAAACUCUAUAAUCAGCAAAUUCUUCAAUUAUUCUCUCUUUUUUUUUUACUAGUUCUCAGAUUUUGUCUGGCACAUCUGGACCUUCAAACGCCUCACAGAAAGGCAAAGAAGGAGCCGACAGCGAGAACCUCGAGGUAAGAAAGGCAGAAAAUCUGAAGAAAGAGCAGAAUUGAAUAAAAAAUCAGUAUUUAUCAGAGGUGGGGGAAAGUCGUUAUGUUUCAAGUCCAAGUCGAGUUUCAAGUCUUUGCUCUCAAGUCCGAGGCAAGUCCAAGUCCUUUGCUUUCAAUCUCGAGUCAAGUCCAAGUCAACACAGACAAGUCCCAAGUCAAGUCCAAGUCCUGAACUUUUUGUUUCGAGUCCCAACCAAGUCCUAGGAAUUUUGCUUCGAGUCCCACCCAAGUCCUCGGUUUGGGCUUGCUGUAAGGUAUUAAGUGACUUGAAAAGACUUGACUUGACUUUUCAAGUCACUGGGCUCAAGUCAAGUCAAGUCUCAAGUCUUUAGCAAUCAAGUCCCAAGCGAGUCCAAGUCAUUUCUUGAUUUCAUCAAAGAAGUCAAAAACGGGACUCAAGUCCAAGUCGAGUCUCGAGUCGAGUCGUCAAGCCCCCACCUCUGGUAUUAUCUCCACAUGAUGAAAAAUAUUCAUCUUAUAUGUUUGACUCUGGCGUUAAAGUGUCAUUUUAUCUCUUUUAUAGCAGGACCUGUGCACUUUCCUCAUCUCCCGGGCUUGUAAGAACUCCACACUCGCCAACUAUCUGUACUGGUAGGUCCAUAUCGUGGUGAUUUAUUUGUAUUAAUCUCUGUGUUUAUUCUGUAUAGCUGAUGUUAAACCUGUGUGUGUGUGUGUGUGUGUGUGUGUGUGUGUGUGUGUGUGUGUGUGUGUGUGUGUGUGUGUGUGUGUGUGUGUGUGUGUGUGUGUGUGUGUGUGUGCUCUCUGAAGGUACGUGAUUGUGGAGUGUGAGGAUCAGGACACCCAGCAGAGAGAUCCGAAGACUCAUGAGAUGUACCUGAACGUCAUGAGGAGGUUCAGCCAGGCUUUACUCAAGGUCAGGACUCGAAGAAAGAACGUUUUGCUGCACAAGCAUGAUGAAAAAGAAUCAGGAAAACAAUCAGUCUUAAUUUAUGGAUCGCCAAUUUACAACAAAUAUUAUGUAGAGAUACUUAGGGGCUUCUAUAUUUUCUCUCAGGGGUUGUAUCCUCUCGUCUCAGUCUUCACCGGAUCGUAAACAAUCACAGUUCCUGAAAUGUCCAAAGCCUUUAUCUUCUUUCCUCCUGCGGGCCUUCUGCACUCCUGACUGUCAACAUUUUAACGCACACACAUCCUCUUCCUUCCCUGCAGGGUGAUAAGAGCGUGAGGGUGAUGAGGUCGCUGCUGGCUGCCCAGCAGACGUUUGUGGACAGACUGGUGCAGCUGAUGAAAGCCGUUCAGAGGGAGAGUGGGAAUCGCAAAAAGAAGGUAAACGGCAAACUAGCAACAUGUGCAAAAACCUGCUUCAAGUCUCAGUUUUUCCCCAGAGAUGAUGAUUAUUUUACAAUCAUGUGUUUUGUACUUUAUCUGCAGACGGAGCGACUGCAGUCUCUGCUCGCUGACAACGAGAAAGUCAAUCUCUCGGAAAUCGAGCCGAUCCCUCUUCCUCUGGAGCCACAGAUUCGAAUCAGAGGCAUCGUCCCAGAGACGGCCACACUUUUUAAGGUACACAUAAGCCUUAGGAAUCACCUUCUCUUAAUUGUUGUACAGUGUGUUUAUGAGCUUUUUUCAUCUGUGUGAUAGAGCGCUCUGAUGCCAGCCAAACUCAUCUUCAAAGCCGAGGAUGGAGCCAUGUACCCGGUUAUCUUCAAACAUGGAGAUGAUCUGAGGCAGGACCAGCUCAUCCUGCAGAUCAUCUCACUCAUGGACAAAGUAUGAAAACCUCAUGAUCCGUAAAAAGACUCAAAAAAGAAUCAAAUCUGUCACCGUUUCUGUCAGCGAAAGCUUUCUUUAGCUCUUUUCAUGGCUUUAUAAAACUUAUGUCAUCUAAAUUAAAACCUCUUUGUCUGGUUUUUGUAUUUAUAGCUGCUAAGAAAAGAGAAUUUGGACCUGAAGUUGACGCCUUAUAAAGUAUUAGCCACCAGCACCAAGCACGGUAAGAAGACGACACAUUUCUCCAGUGGAAAACCGUCUCCUAUAAUCACAUACAUGCACCAAAACAGGAUUAAAGUGUUUUUCACUGCUUGAUUUGCAGCCUUCAGACUUUAAAAUAAGGAUACUUUUUUUUCAGGUUUUAUGCAGUUUGUUCAGUCUGUUCCUGUUGCUGAAGUUCUGGCAACUGAGGGCAACAUCCAGGUGAGCGGACUUAAAAGAAAUCUACUGCUGUUUACUCUUAAAAAAUAAAAACUGCUCUUUUAAUCACUAUGUUUGUUCCAACAGAGCUUCUUUAGGAAGCAUGCACCGAGUGAAAAAGGACCGUACGGUAUUAGCUCAGAAGUGAUGGAUACUUAUGUAAAAAGCUGCGGUGAGUACGUUUUAAAAAGAGUGAGUUAGUUUUUUCAUAGACCCCAGAUAUCUAAACUGUGUUUUUCUGUCCCUGCAGCCGGUUACUGUGUCAUCACUUACAUCCUGGGAGUCGGAGACCGUCACCUGGAUAACCUGUUACUGACAAAGACCGGUGAGAAAAAUACACUUUUCAGAUACUUGAGUAUUAAAAUCCUAGUUUGGGAGUCAAAAUGAAACACCCCCUCCUCUUCCAGGUAAGCUCUUCCACAUUGACUUCGGCUACAUCCUCGGCCGAGACCCCAAACCGCUGCCUCCGCCCAUGAAGCUGAGCAAAGAGAUGGUGGAGGGGAUGGGGGGCAUGCAGAGUGAGCAGUACCAGGAGUUUAGGAAGCAGUGCUAUACCGCUUUCCUCCACCUCAGGAGGUAAGAGACCAGACUGAGUACACUUUCAGUCUGAAAAAUGCAGACUGGAAAAGAUGGUUCCAUCAAAGUGGCUUUUGAAAAACUGCCUGGAUAUACCUGAAAAAGGUGGAACAUUUCCCUCAGUCCCUAGUCAGGAGGACUAUUACACAUAUUGAACAGUUGUGUUAAAACGUCCCUCUGCCCUCAUCUUUUCAGAUACUCCAACCUCAUCCUGAAUCUGUUCUCUCUCAUGGUGGAUGCCAAUAUUCCUGACAUCGCUCUAGAGCCUGAUAAGACAGUGAAGAAGGUAUGUUUGUCAGGAGUUUUACUGAUGCAUCCAAGACUUUUUAUGUAUUUUGUAGGAUGUCUGAGUGUUUGUGCUCAUUUUGUAUCUAGGUGCAGGAUAAGUUUAGAUUGGACCUGUCAGAUGAGGAGGCAGUCCACUACAUGCAGAGUCUGAUUGAUGAGAGCGUGGGCGCUCUGUUUGCUGCUGUGGUCGAGCAGAUACACAAGUUUGCUCAAGUAUGUGCACUCAACUGCACCACAAACUCCAACAAAAAAAAAUUCUGGGUCCUCAAAGAUUAUACAGUUUUUGUACUGUUGUUGCUGAAUGUUUUUUAACGCUUAUUUUCUUCCUAUGCAUUUAACGUAUAUGUCUAAAAUGGAAGAAAAAUGUAUAGCUGUCCCCCUUAGUUAAUGCUUUUAUAUGGAAUAUUUUUACCUUUAUGUUCCUGAUUUUAAAACAAUCCCUCAAAUUGCAAAAAAUAAACUAGCAACCCAGGGGGCACCAACAAGCCGGAGCCAUGUUGCGCCGCGCCCUAUGAAUAUCAUAGAAGAGUAUGUUAAAAUCAUAUUUCAGGAUGAAAAAAAACAUGUCAUAGUGUUGUAUGAUCAAAACGUCAUGGUGUAGUAUAAUUUAAAAUUUUGGAGUGAAAAAAAAUUUCAUAUUCUAGGAUAAAAAAAAUGUCAUAGUAUAGUAUCUUAAAAAUUUCAAAUUUUUACUUAAAACAAACAUUUCAUAGUUUAAGAUUAAAAAAAAUGUCAUAGUAUGGUAUGUUUAAAAUUUCAAUUUUGGAGUGAAAUUUUUUUUUCAUAUUUUAUGAUGAAAAAAUGUCAUAGUGUAGUAUGUUAAAAAUUUCAAAUUUACAAUAAAAAAAAUUCAUAGUUUAAGAUGAAUAAAAAUGUAAUAGUAUCGUAUGUUGAUGAAAUUAAAAUGUUGGAGAGAAAAAAAUAUAUAUAUUUGAGGAUGAAAAAAAAUGUGAUAGUAUGUAAAUGAUAUCGAAUUUUGAAGUGAAAAAAAAAAUCAUAUUUUAGGAUUGAAAAAAUGCCAUAGUAUAGUAUGAUAAAAAUGUCAUGGUAAAGUAUGUUAAAAAUUUCAAAUUUUAGAGUGAAAACAAAAGGUCAUAAUUUAGUAUGACAAAACAAUUCAAAGUUUAGUAUGUUAAAAAUGUCAAAUUUAGGAGUGAAAAAAAUGUGAUAUUUAAGUAUGAAAAAAAACAUGUCGUAGUGUAGUAUGAUAAAAAUGUCAUAGUAUAGUAUGUUAAAAAUCUCAAAUUUACAAGUGAAAAAAAAAUUCAUAUUUUAGUUUGAAAAAAAAGUCAUAGUAUAGCAUGAUGAAAAUAUCAUAGUAUAGUAUGUUAAAAAAUUCAAAUUUGGAGUGAAAAAAAAAUUAUUUUCUAGGAUGAAAAAAAACCAUGUCGUAGUAUAUUAUGAUGAAAAUGUCAUAGUAUUGUAUGUUAAAAAUCUCAAAUUUACAAGUGAAAAAAAAUUUCAUAUUUUAGUUUGAAAAAAAAAAGUCAUUGUAUAGUAUGAUGAAAAUGUCAUAGUAUAAUAUGUUAAAAAUUUAAAAUCUACAGUGACAAAUUUUUAAUAUUUUAGUUUGAAAAAAAUGUCAUAUUUUAGGAUAAAAAGUGUCAUAGUAUAGUAUGUUGAAAAUGUAAAAUUUUGGAGUCAAAAUUUUUUUUGACUUUUGGUAUUUUGGUAUAUUUUGGUAUGAAAAAAGUACAAGUUAAAUAUGUUGAAAAUGUCAUAUUUAAGUGUGAAAAAAAUUUCAUAUUUUUCUAUGAAAUAAAAUGUCUUAGUAAAGUCUGAUAAAAAAAAAGUCAUAGUAUGGAAUGAUAAAAAGUUCAUAGUAUAGUAUGAUACAAAAAUAGUUGUAGUUCAGUAUGAUCAGAAUGUCAGUGUAGUAUGAUAAAAAUGCAGCAGUUUAUCAUGAUUAAAAUCUCUCUCUUCUUUUCAGUACUGGCGCAGAUGAACAGAGACUGCAAGCUGAACUGGAUGGAUGUUCUGCAGCAGAAACACACGAUGGUACGGCACAACAACUGAUGUCAGGAGCAUUUGUAAGAGAGGAGGAUAGAAACCUAAUGACACUGUUAAAGAGGCCAAGAAUGCACUGCCAACUUUUACUGCAAGAUGGCUUAUCAAAGACACUGAUGUCUUUUUUGCUUUUGUAUAUAUCCUGUAUAUUAAUUAUUGGAUGAAUGAAUGAAAUGUAUGGCCAAAUAAAAGACUGUUGAUAUGAC